CGUAACGAGAGACAAAAUAAAAUGUUGUUAUUGUGAAUGUGUUUGUUUUAUUUGUUAUUUGAUUAGACAUGAUUUUGAAACAUUUUCAUAGGAGUACCUAUGAAGUACUAUGUAAUGUACUUUGUACUAUUUCAUAAAUUCAAAACAGAGUGAUUAUUUAUGAUAGCCCCACGACAAAAUGAAUUUAAAAAUUAAUUUCGUUUAUAAUCACGACUUGAAAUGUAAAAACGAUUUAUCUUAUCUAUUUAUCGAAAGGCAGACUGUGUAGUACGAUAAAUCCUAGACAGAACAUAAUUUAUCACCUAUUAAUAUUGAACCAACAUUUUUCAUAAUUUCACCUUAAAGUUUGUGAUGAAGCGUUACUUUCUAAGAUUGCUUCGACUAAAGACUCUCGCCAGUAUUACUUUAAUAGUAGCAAUAGUGUAUAUUUUCCGAUAUCUUGGUGAUAAUAAUAUAAAGUCUGCAUCUAUUCAAAGAGAAUUGAAGGAAUCGCUAACUGCAGAUGAAAAGGAUUAUUUUGUUCCUAAAAGUUUGAAGAAGAUUGAUUGGCAUAAUCAUGAGAAGAUUAAUGAUGAAAGCAGACGAAAAGGUACUGGUGAACAAGGGCUUCCGGCAUAUUUAUCAAAAAAUGAGAAACACUUGGAAGAUGAAUUGUACUCCGUGAAUGGUUUUAAUGGAGCUCUCAGUGAUAAGAUACCAUUGAAUCGCUCCCUGCCUGAUAUCAGACACAUUGGCUGCAAGAAACGUCUCUAUAUUGAGUCUUUACCAACUGUGAGUGUGGUUGUGCCAUUCCAUAAUGAGCAUUGGAGUACAUUGCUUCGAACAGCAUAUAGUGUGUUGAAUAGAUCACCAGAGUUUUUGAUCAAGGAGAUUUUUUUGGUGGAUGAUGCUAGUACCAAAGCAUUCUUAAAGCAAAAGUUGGAAGAUUAUAUCAGUGAGAAUGUGCCGAAAGUUAAAGUGAUCCGGCUGGCGCAGCGCAGUGGUCUCAUUGCGGCGAGACUAGCUGGCGCCGCGCGCGCUACCGCUGACGUUCUGCUGUUCCUGGACUCGCACACCGAGGCCUCCGUCAACUGGCUACCACCACUGCUGGAGCCCAUAGCGCUGGACUACCGCACCGUCGUGUGCCCCUUCAUCGACGUGAUUGCCUUCGACACGUUCGAGUACCGCGCACAGGACGAGGGCGCGCGAGGAGCCUUUGACUGGGAGUUGUACUACAAGCGCCUGCCGCUGCUACCCGCAGAUCUCGCCCGCAUGCCCGACCCCUUCCCGAGUCCGGUGAUGGCGGGCGGCCUGUUUGCAAUCGCCCGCAAGUUCUUCUGGGAGCUGGGCGGCUACGACCCUGGCCUGGAUAUCUGGGGCGGGGAGCAGUACGAACUCAGCUUUAAGAUCUGGCAGUGCGGCGGGCGCCUGGUGGACGCGCCGUGCUCGCGCGUGGGUCACGUGUACCGCAAGUUCGCGCCCUUCCCCAACCCGGGCCACGGAGACUUCGUCGGCAAAAAUUACAGGCGCGUAGCGGACGUGUGGAUGGACGAGUUUGCGGAGCACCUGUACCGGCGCCGGCCGCACUACCGCAACCUGGACCCUGGCGACCUGAGCGAGCAGCGCGCGCUGCGGACCCGUCUGCGCUGCAAGCCCUUCCGCUGGUUCAUGACGCAGGUUGCCUUUGAUCUGACUGCGAAGUAUCCGCCGGUGGAACCUGCGCCGUUCGCUCAAGGCAGGGUCCGUCCGCUAGCAGAGCCUGCGCUGUGUGUGGACGCUCGCCACGCGCAGCAAAUGCAGCGCCUGCAGCUACGACCGUGUGGCGACACUCCUGCGGCGGAGCAGCACUUUCUGCUGACCUGGCACAAGGACAUCAGAUGUAAAGAUAGAAACAUGUGUUGGGACCUUCCCGACGCCUCCCCCAAGAGUCCGAUCUUACUCUACGGGUGUCACCUUGGAGGUGGUAACCAGCUCUGGAGAUAUCAUCCUAGUACGAAGCAACUGAAGCACGGCGACAACGAUAAGUGCUUGGAUUUCGAGCGCAGCUCACGGGAGUUGUUCGUGCGGCCGUGCGACCAGCGCGCGACGCAGUUCUGGCUGCUGGACCACGUGGAGCCCGAGCUGAUGGCCGCCUGGGAGACUGUCGGGCUCCGCCCCACUGGCCCGCCUCCUGACCUCGCCAGCUAGCGAUACAUAUUUUGUUCACCCCGUUUCGCCCGUAUUCAACUUUUUUGAUGCAAGUUUUUCAGAACCAUAAAAAGACUGAUAAAUCUGAAAAAAAUGUGAAAAAAGGUUUAUAAGAAAAAGAAGGUUCUUUAGAAAAUAAAAGAUAACAUUUAGUAAAAAUUAGCGCAAACGUAGGCAUUCGUACAUUGUAUUGAACGUCCUAUCUAAUUUGUCAUAUUAUGUGUAGAGAUAUAUCAAGUUAUUUGUGCGCGCAGUGCUAUGCGUACGUAAAGUUAGUCUUUCGCGUUCGCUCAAUCAGUAAGGGGCUAUUAGUUAGAGCAUGAACGAUCCAUUACUUCAAACCAUUUGUUGGAAAUUUAUAUAUAACUGAAUUCGGUGCUAAUAGUGUUUUAGAAAGGAUCUGCCGGGAGCACAAUAAUCUUUUCAAAACUACUCGUGUUGACAUCCACUCCUCCUCCCCUCAGGAUUAUAAAAAAAUAUUGCAUAAAUUUAUCAGUGCAGAAACCACAUAACUUACGCUUUGUUUUGAUUUAUAUCCGAAAUUGAAUUUUUAGUUUUUUUCACUUGUUUACUUCUACAUUAUAUUAGUACAAUACAUUUUUUUCUUAUUAAUACUUAUUUUGUUAUUUUUAUUAGCUAGUUAUAGUGUGUUAUCUGUUGGUGAACCUAAUAAAUAAAUAGAUAAAUAAAUAAAUCCAACUCUAGGAGCGUGGUGCAUAGACGCGUGUUUUGUGACGUCACGCUCCUGGAGCUCGACCUUAUUUGAUUGGAUAGGUAUUAUUGACAUAAUCAAAUGCGUACUAAUAAUUCAUAUUAACCUGACUAUAUAAACUUUUUCGCCGCUCACGGCGGUGCCUCAGAACGAACACGUGUUGUCUUGACGACGGCUUCAGUGUCACUGACUCACACAUUUAAAUUUUACUUUGCAUAUUUACAAGCACAUACACACAUAGCAUUGCACGCACUAAUGGUUGGUCUGUAUCUUAAUAUUGUUGGAUUUACAAUUACAAUAUUUGUUGUUGCGUUUAUAGUAAAUAAAGCUUACAAUAAUUAUUGUAUCUGUUAUUAUAUUAACUGAAAUAUAAAUCAAGUAUAUCUCUUUAUCGUAUUUUAUACUAAAAGUAGUCCUCAAGCAAACAAUAUACAACGUGGCGAUAUUAAAUAAACAGGACGUAGUUCCUGAAAAACGUUCCAAGCCACAAACAUCACAUUUUAAGGAAUUCGGGCUUAAAGUUUAAUAAAUAUAAGUGUAUUCCAUACAUGCGGGUUGGGUUACAAAGUCAUGAUGUCAUUUAAAGAGUGACAGUAGGGCUGCCUUGCCUGUUUUGUUCUUGGCUGUUUUGUCGGUCCGUUAAUAUGAAUCACGUGACCAGUUUUGUUUUAUUAACUCAAUUUCGACAUGAUUGUGGUUUCGAACGUUUUUCUGGAAUUACGUCCAACACACGGGUAGAGCUAUUUAAUCGUAGUAAAAAAUAUUUUUUAAAAUUAAGUAAUUGAAAUUUUACAUUUAAAAACAAAAUUUUGAACACGCUUAGAUGAGCGCUAUUGACCUACGAGUAGGUGUCAGUGACUACGGUAGCUCGCGGGUACUUACUUACUUACAGGGUGUUUCGAAAUUGUGUUAUGGACAAUUGGUUUAUUUAAGUGACCUGUGUAUUUUUUUUAUUUUUUUUUAUUAUUAAGGUUAAGUAGCUUUUGUGAACUCUUGUGGAUAGGUGGUCACCCCCAUUAAUUACUUAUUUUAUUAAACGUCUGUAAGGAUUAGCAAUCUAAGGCCGACUGACGCCGUAAUGUGGGAUGUGUUUCCGCCCUACGGGAUUGGUGUAAAAGAAUGUUAAGACACUUCCUGUCUUAUUAAGCAACGGAAUGAAAAGUUACUCCAAGUUUGAAAAUAACUUCUCCGUGUCAUUUAAGGAACUACGCGCACUUAUUCAGCUCUUUUCAGCCUUUGUCCAUAGAAAACAACAAUUUUGUAUAGAGACGUGUACGCGUCGAUUCAGCUUUCCGCGUCCAUUCUGCUUUCGCGGCAAACCAGCAUAAAAUCAGAAUAAAUGUGUUUUUAUUAUGCGAAUGCUAUAGAGAGCAUUCGGCGCUGUUCCGCCGCGUACAGCGCUGUUCGCCGUCGAAUGCGGCGGAACAGCUCUUUACAGGGAUGGUUCGCGAGUCCUUGUCGACAAGUUGCGACCUGUAUUGUUCCUGCAUUGAUUUGACGUAAUCAUUAUGCACGCAAAGAUUAAAGAGUGCAGAUGUGAUUUAAAGUUCCGUACGCGGCUGAUAGAAGCAGAGCUGUAUAAGUGUGACCAAAAUCGUUCAGCGAAACGCGAAUGGAGCUGAAUAAGUGCGCGUAGUCCCUUAUUCUGUAGUGAUAACGGUAAGAGACAAGCGGUGUUAUUACAAAAAAGGUAAACUCGUGGUAAACACUUUUUGUAAAAAAGUUCUAAUACAAAUCCGUGUCUCUCUGUUGUUUAGCGUCAAUCUUUAGACGUCGUUUAAAUAGUAAGACACUUUAAUAAGACACGUGUCUAAGCCAUGAUUAAAUAAUUAAGUAUUUGUAAAUAACACUGAAAAAUACCUAAAUUUGGAAUAACAUUAUUUCGCGUUUAUUAAUAAAACAGUUCAAGUAUAUUAUCGAAGGUAUAAAGUUUACAGAAACGUACCUACAGUCAGUGGUCAUUUACGGCCAUUCCCAAUAUACUAUCUACAAAUAGAGAUAAAAUACUACCUUGUACUGUCAGUAAUUAGCUGUCAAUAAUCUGAAGCUGUAACAAUAUACCCGAUAAGUCAUUCUUAUCGCCUUAUAUUGGGACGUGUGAAUUGCAAUUUCCAUACACACUUCUAUCGCUGGUAAGCUAUACGUCGUCCCAUUGACAGACAGCUUUGAUAAGGUUAUUGGGACAGAAAAGUCGGCGAUACUUUAGAUUUUUAUCUCAAUUAAGAGAUAGACUGAAUAUUGGGAACGGCCGUUAGCAAACCGUAUUUUUAUAUAUAUUUUAAAAUGGCGUUGAUUGUAUAAUGACAUUUCACUAUGUUUUUUAUUAUAUACACUACGAUUCUUAUGUUUACAAUUUUAUACGUUAAUAAUUAUACUUAUGUAUGUUAAUUCGGAAGUAUCAGAAGUAUUUAUUUUAAUUUAUAUUCAAAUGACACAGUGUAAUAUUGUGAAUAAGAAAUAUUAUUUUUUUAUUUGACAA
This is a messenger RNA of Leptidea sinapis, 5357 nucleotides long. Its product is annotated as N-acetylgalactosaminyltransferase 6-like. Bases 352 to 2166 code for a protein of 604 amino acids. Gene Ontology annotation, cellular component: Golgi apparatus. NCBI's taxonomy places the organism in Eukaryota, Metazoa, Arthropoda, Insecta, Lepidoptera, Pieridae. The transcript is spliced from 12 exons. The record is from RefSeq and is a predicted model, not a curated record.